Clarias gariepinus (North African catfish) is the source of this 2830-nucleotide messenger RNA. It is a transcript of the gene hdgfl3, whose product is annotated as HDGF like 3. The record is from RefSeq and is a predicted model, not a curated record. Gene Ontology annotation, biological process: regulation of transcription by RNA polymerase II. The transcript is spliced from 6 exons. Lineage: Eukaryota; Metazoa; Chordata; Actinopteri; Siluriformes; Clariidae. Gene Ontology annotation, molecular function: transcription coregulator activity; double-stranded DNA binding. Bases 324 to 932 code for a protein of 202 amino acids. Gene Ontology annotation, cellular component: nucleus.
ACACACCGCGGCGGUGCUCUCUCUCUCUCUCUCUCUCUCUCUCCAUCCUCGGGAGCGCUGGAUGGGAUUGUUGCUCUGUUGACCUUCACACACACACACACACAUUUGGGUUUGAACAGACAGACAGACAGGAGUGUGUAGUGGUGUGCUGAGUGUGUGAGGCGUGUUUUAUUCUCUCUCUCUCUCUCUCAGGCCCCUCUCUCUCUCUCUCUCUCUCUCUGUUCAUUAUUUAUUUCCGUUAUUGAUGGUGGGAGAUCUCUGCGCGUGCACGACUCGCCUGCUGACAUCUGCGACAUUCUGGUAGUUUCCCGAGCGCGCGCGCCAUGGCCCGGCCGCGUCCCCGCGACUAUAAAGCAGGAGACCUGGUGUUCGCCAAGAUGAAGGGCUACCCGCACUGGCCCGCGAGGAUCGAUGAGCUGCCAGAGGGCGCCGUGAAGCCUCCUGCUAAUAAAUAUCCCAUCUUCUUCUUCGGCACCCAUGAGACUGCAUUCCUCGGCCCUAAAGAUCUGCUGCCGUAUAAAGAGUAUAAAGAAAAGUUCGGGAAGUCAAAUAAAAGGAAAGGAUUUAAUGAGGGACUCUGGGAGAUCGAAAACAACCCCGGGGUCAAGUUCACCGGCUACCAGAGCGUGCAGCAGCAGAGCUGGUCAGAGGGGGAGGGAGCUGAUGCAGCAGACGGCAGCAGUGAGGGUGAAGAAGGUGAAUCCAUCGGAGAGGAAGAGGAAGGAAAGGUGAAGGGCGAGAAGGUCGGAUCCAAAAGGAAAAGGACCGCGUCCUCAAAGAAGACAAAGCUGUCCAGGAAAUGCUCGGCUGAGGAGGAAGAGGAGAAGGACGGUAAAGAAGACGAGGAGAAAAGAGAUAACGAUAACGACCUGCAGAACUCAGACAAGAAGACGUGCUGUCCAGGGAACCAGCUGCUGCGAGAGGAACAUUAGGGCCUGACGAACCUCUGAACAUGUUGUGGUUUGUUCUGUGACGUUGGAAAUGUAACUCGCUUUGACAUCUUCAAAAUAAAAAAAAAAAGGAAAAAAAAGAAUAUAAAAAAACAUUAUGUUAUUAUAAAGUCACCGAUCAGUAAAAAAUAUUAAAGCCAGAAGUACAGAGAAACUCCUCCAUGUCUCAUCAUCACAGCCAAGCUGAAGCUAACGCACGCUAGCGUUAAAGGGGCGGUAAGCUGUUCUCUCUCUGUCACAGGCACAGUGUGAGUUCAGUCGAGAUGUUGCUUACUGCCCCUUUAAUGUGUUAGUGCUCAUUAAUACUUCACCAGAUGUAAUAUAGUCAUGGGUUUAGCGUAAAUCUUCUAGCUGUAGCUGUUAUAGCUGGAGUGUUCACCUGGAAACCAGCCCGCACUCUUAAACCCUCUGACCAUUUGACAUUUCACCCCAUGAUUUUAUCAUUUGACCCUGACUGUGUCUGCCAGUCUUCACCCUUGACCCUUCAGCGUAACACUGGUUAUUUGUUGCUGUUUUUUCUCUUAAGCUUUUACUUUAACACUACCUUAAAACUGAAAGCUCUGACCUUUGACCUUUUAACCCCACAUUUUUUCUUCCUAAGCCUUGUGUUUGGCCUCAAACCAAAACCCUAGACGUUUAAUCUAAGCCCUAAUGCCUAACCCUAAUGCUGACCUUUGUUCUUAAUUUUGACCUUUACCUUUGAUCUCUCUGAUUGUAACCUUUUGUUCUAACACUACCCUUUAAACCUAAACUCCUAGCCUUGACCUUUUACCUUAAACCCUCACCUCUUUCUGAAACCUCCCCCUUUAAAAUUUUUACUUUUGAACCCAUAAUCAUUACUAUUUUUUCCUAUCCACAGCAUUUGACUGUUUUUAAUUUUACUCUGACCUUUAACCCUGAACAUUCUGUUCCCGGCCCUCUCUUCUGCCCACCCACCCUUUCCCCCUCGGAAUUUUGACCCUGUCCAUGCCGUGUGUGUAUAAACCCAUCAAAGACAGACAGACAGACAGACAGACAGACAGUGAUGAGUAUAUAUAGUGGUUUUGAGUAACACACUGUUGGUGGAUUUAGUUGAUGUUGAUGUAGAAUUUGGGACCACGCUAACGGAUAAAUGCUUGUCUCUUUUGUUUUUUUUUUGUUUUUGUUUUUUAUAUAAAAAAGUGAAUUCUGGUUCCUGUGUCCGUGCGCUCGCUUGUUUCUUAGCUCUUUAGUGGCAUGCUGUCUGUCCUGUUAAUUUUGUAAGAUAGAAAUCAUUCGGAGAUUAGCCCCGAGUCCGAGGCAGGAAGCGUCUCCCCUAACGUUAGCACUUCAUGACGUCAUCAUUGAACUGAAGACGCUCUUUUACUUCCUGAUCUGUGUUUAUAUAAAAAUAUAUUCUAUUUAUUUUUCGAUGAUAGUAGAUGAUGACACAUCUGUGGUAAGUGUUAGCGCGUUCGCACGUCCUGAUUUAGUCACAUGACCUGUGUUUCUGUGUCAGCAUAGGCAGAGUUAUCGCUCAUAACUCAUCCUAUGACUGGUACACUAUCACUGGUACACACACAACCAACUUCCUGUUAUAACCCGUUAUAACCACAUAACCACACUCGAGUGCUAAGCCAAAGAACUUUAAAGAUAAAAUAAAAUAACAUUGUGAUGAUGUCACAGACUCAAGUCCACUGAUUGGCUGCUGGUAUUUCCAGCCCCAUCCCUUGUCAACUCACACAUGCAUGUCAGUGAGUAAAAUCAGGACGUAGAGAUCAUAAGCGUAGGUUUUUUGCCCCUCCUUAUCUUUGUUAUGCUCGUUACAGUUCUAUCUGACAUUUUCAACGUUUGUAGUUCACUGUAAACUGUUUUUCCUGUUUAUUCACAAGACUUUUACAGAAUAAAUUUGUUGGAAUGCA